AUGUCUGCGGAACGUGCCGGUAAGACCAUCCUGGCCUCCAGGAUAGCCAAGAAGUAUACGGAUGAGCUCGUUGAGACCACCUCCAAAAUGGUCGAUUCUCCACCAAAACUAGUGGGUCUACUUGGAAACGACGAUCCAGCAGCUGUGACCUAUGCAAGUUUCACUGGCAAGACUUGCAGAUCGCUUGGUUUCGAGUACGAGUUGAGACAGUGCUCCAAAGAGGCUUUGGAAGAGGAAAUCUACAAGGCCAACGAAGACGAUUCCGUUCACGGAAUUCUGGUAUACUUCCCAGUGUUUGGAGAUCGUCAGGAUCAGUAUCUGCAGCAGUGUGUGAGUCUGGAGAAAGAUGUUGAAGGACUCAACUUCAAGUACAUCUCCAACAUGUACCACAAUAUCCGGUUUCUGGACGAGGCGAAAUUGCACAAAUCGCUUUUGCCAUGCACACCACUUGCUAUUGUUAAGAUCCUGGAGUAUCUGGCCGUAUACAAUCCGCUGUUGAACUACGGAGACAGACUCUACGGAAAAACCGUGACCGUUGUGAAUAGGUCUGAGAUUGUGGGAAGGCCGUUGGCGGCUUUAUUGGCGAACGACGGUGCCACGGUAUACUCUGUUGAUAUCAACAAUAUCCAGAGGUUUGAAAGGGGUGAUGGUUUGCAUCUCAAAAAGCACACUGCCGUGGAAGACCCUAUCACUCUGGAGGCCGCUGCCAAACAGUCUGACGUCAUAAUAACGGGUGUUCCUUCGGCAGCAUACAAGUUUCCGACUGAGUUCAUUAAACGUGGUGCUGUUUGUAUCAAUUUUUCCAGCGAGAAGAAUUUCAACGACGACGUCAAGGACCAUGCAAGUCUGUAUGUGCCUUCUAUCGGUAAGGUGACAAUCGCCAUGCUGCUGAGAAACCUGUUAAGGUUAAUGAGUGACAAUGCGAAAAGCGAGUCUACUCAUACUAAAAACUAG
This is a messenger RNA of Kuraishia capsulata CBS 1993, 954 nucleotides long. RefSeq lists its product as uncharacterized. The transcript has a single exon. Lineage: Eukaryota; Fungi; Ascomycota; Pichiomycetes; Pichiales; Pichiaceae. Gene Ontology annotation, cellular component: cytosol. Gene Ontology annotation, biological process: purine nucleobase biosynthetic process. Bases 1 to 954 code for a protein of 317 amino acids. Gene Ontology annotation, molecular function: methylenetetrahydrofolate dehydrogenase (NADP+) activity; methylenetetrahydrofolate dehydrogenase (NAD+) activity. The record is from RefSeq and is a predicted model, not a curated record.